Messenger RNA from Alternaria postmessia, 1854 nucleotides. RefSeq lists its product as uncharacterized. NCBI's taxonomy places the organism in Eukaryota, Fungi, Ascomycota, Dothideomycetes, Pleosporales, Pleosporaceae. Bases 1 to 1854 code for a protein of 617 amino acids. The transcript is spliced from 2 exons. The record is from RefSeq and is a predicted model, not a curated record.
AUGAAGCGUCCGGCGAAAGCCGCCAGUGUUGCAAUUCCUCGACCCGUGACAAGCCCAUACACCAGCCCCAGUGUCACCUUGCACUUUGGCCCUACCCUCCAGGAAUAUUAUCUACCAGAUAUCUUGCUGCAAAGAUUGGAGAGAAUCCCAAGUCGUGAUCCCUGGACAGGCAAGAUCCACCUCGCAGAUGUUGACGCGAGCAUCGGUCAUGUCUUGAUUCAUUUCCUGCACACAGGUCAGUAUCAAACUCUCAGCGAAGAAGGUCUCGAGAGCACCGAGAACGCACAGCAAGAUACCGUCCUCAAUGAAUUCCAAACAGCUCUCCUUACUCUUGAGGCCGCUAAGAAGUACGGCGUGCCUGGUCUCCAGGACUUAGCGCAAGUCGAGCUGGAGCGACGAGGCGAGGACAUGUGUCUACGUGAUGCUGUGCGCGUUAUUCGAGAGGAUCUCCUUGUAGGUCCUUCCGGCGAACAUGCGUGGCUUCGAGACUACGUUUCGAUGAAAGUUGGGUCGGCCUUCGAACACGACCCCUCCGCGAUAUUGGCACCAGACUUCUUCGACAGCAUCGAAAGCCCUACGUUGACGAAGUUGGUAGCUCAAAUCCUCGUUAGUCUGUUAAGCGAAGACAUAGACAAGUUGCGCAAAGAAAAGACCGCAGCCGGUCGAAUCUCAGCACCAGGACAUGACGAGCUUCAAGAGCCAUGUCUGUCUGACAUAGCAGACCAUCCUUCCAAGCGCACCGCUGAGGGUUCUAACGCAUGGCCCACGUCUGUACAGAAGUUUGGAGCUUUCGAUGACUCGUCAGCUGCCUGGGGUCCUCAUGAUCUGGCUCAGGACGGGAGUAGCAGUCAGGAGGCUGAUGCGCCUGCAGCCUUACCUUCAAGCAUCGAGGAAGACAGCCACGCGACCGAGAGAGGAGACGCAGAGUCAUGGGGAUUAGACAAAGACAAAGUUGAGACUCAGCACCUUCGAGCCGAGCAGGCAACCUUUGCCCAAUCUCAGGAGGGGGAUGAUGCCGCCGCGAACUCUACCGUUACCAAAUACGAAGAAGACAGAGCCGAGGUUCAGCCGCUCAGGAGCAUCUGGGGUAGUCUUGGAAAGAAGAAAAAGAAGUCUAAGAUGAAGAUCAGCAAUCCGCCCCCUCCUGUGUCACCACCUAACGUCCAGUUCGAGGUUGAUUCAACACUAGUCGUUCCUGAUGUCGACAAUAUUGCUCCAGUUGUACCCGCUGCACAAGAACAUCUAGAGACGGAGAAAAAUCCUUAUGCAGGGUUAACUAAGUCGCAAGUGAAGAAGUUGAAGGUCAAAUUAGACCAAGAGGCGAAGUCGAAGGACGAGGAAGAAGCGAGGCGCCAGAGAGAGGAAGAAGCGGUUGAUGAGAUCAGACAACAAGAAGAAGAGGAAGAACGGAUACGUAUAGAAGAGGCGGAAGCCGAGUUGAACAGGUUGGCGGAAGAGGAAGCUGCCGCUGCCGCCGCCGAAGCCGAGAAGAUCAAGAAGAGGGAAGAGGAAGAAGCAGAUCCCUGGGCUGCGUUUUCUGCAACUCCAGCCUUCAAAAAGAAGAAGAAGUCUAAGAAACCAAAAGAUCUAACCCUAGCAGAAGAUGAAGAGAACGAACGAAUCCGUCGGGAAAAAGAAAACGCUGCUGCCGCUGCUACUACAGCUGAUCUGAGUGUUGUCGGCUCGACGGGUGCUACAUUUGAUGACGAUGACUGUAGACUGCGUGUGGAGCAUCUAUCACAGAAUUUUGGGUGGCAAAACUGCGAAUCAUGCCAACUCUACAUACAGAAGAUUGCCAUGAAGCUUCACUCAGAGGGGCUACCAAUCGAAGAUGGGUUCAAUACGAUCAAUUGA